AGAGCUGAAGACGUUGUGCCACUUGGACGGCCUAGUUAUCCAGCUAAGCUAAAACAAUCUCUACAUUUAGCUGUUUCUACCUGCAGUUUUACAGAGAAUCUUAAAUCAGUUCAAUUAAAAACAGCAUUUGGAGAGGAUUAACUCACUGAUCCUGAGGGAUAAUAAAAAGAUAAAAAAAAAAAUACAUUAGUUGUACUAUGACUGGUCAAGAAGAAACUCAGACAGACCUUCACCACUGCUUAGAGUGUGGAAAGAGUUUUAGUCAAGAGAAGGAUCUCACAGCACACCAGCGCAUCCACAGACAAGACAAACCACAUCAGUGCUCACAGUGUGGAAAGAGUUUCAUUUAUAAAAGUGGUCUGCAACAACAUCAGCGCACUCAUACAGGAGAGAAGCCGUAUCAGUGCUCACAGUGUGGAAAGAGUUUCAUUUAUAAAUGUCAUCUCCAACAACAUCAGCGCACUCAUACAGGAGAGAAGCCAUAUCAGUGCUCACAGUGUGAAAAGAGUUUUGCUAACAUGAGAAAUUUGAAAGCACACGAGUAUAUCCACAAAGGAGAGAAGCCACAUCAGUGCUCACAGUGUGAAAAGAGUUUUGUUUACGUAAGAAAUUUGAAAGCACACCAACGCAUCCAUGAAGUAAAAAAUCCCUAUCUGUGCUCACUGUGUGGAAAGGGUUUUAUUAACAGGAGUCAACUUCAACGGCAUCAACAGAUUCACACUGGAGACAAACCGUAUCCCUGUUCACAGUGUGGGAAGAGUUUUAAUCAAAAGGAUUCUCUCCAGCAACAUCAGCGCAUUCACACUGGAGAGAAACCGUAUCAUUGUUCCCAGUGUGGAAAAAGUUUUACUCAAAGGCUCUAUCUUCUGCAACAUCAGCGUAUUCACUCUGCGGAGAAGCCAUAUUACUGCUUAGAGUGUGGGAAGAGUUUUAGUAACUUAAGCAAUUUCCAACAACACAAGCGCAUUCACACUGGAGAAAAGCCGUAUUAUUGCUCCGUGUGUGGAAAGAAUUUUACUCAAAACGGCUCUUUAAAAAACCAUCUACGCACGCAUACUGAAAGGAGAGGAAAAAAGUAUUCUCAAGGUACAGUACAUGCCCUUGGGGGGCUGCUUUAGGGCCACAAACUGGGAUGCACUAUGUAAAACACAUGGUGAGGACAGUGAUGGACUGAUUGACUAUUAUAAUGGUGCACUGAGGUUUGGAGAGCAUGAAUCAAUUAAAUACGGGGCAAGGAGUAGCUCCGUGGUUAAGGCAUUGGACUACGAUUUGAAAGAUCCCAGGUUCUAACCCCGCAAUCACCAAGUUGCCACUGUUGGCACUCUUGAGCAAGGCCCUUAUCCCACAACUACUCGGAUGUCUAAUGAGAUAAAAAUGGUUUCAAAUGCCUGGAGGAAUUGGAACUGUGACAGCUUCCUCGGUCUGGCCUUGCUCUGUAGCUCUAAUAAACAUGACAAAACAUACUAUAAUGACAUCUUAAGCUCAUUGCCACCCACCCCUCUUUCCUAGCUUACCUCUGUUCCCUGGUUGCUUGACCCUUUGCGUUUUGUCAUCAGAACCAUAUAGACGUGGAUGAUGCAGUAAUUAACUUGUUGCAUAAAGCUUACUCAAACCUGCACCAUGGUCAGGAUUAUGUUUAUUUAAUGUGGUUGUUGUAUUUUUGACAUGUUUUGAAAUUAGUGCCAAUUGUAAUUGAUGCCUGCCAAAAUAAUAAACAAUCUAGUGCCGUUUUUAGCUUGGAUGCUACUGUAUGAAGGCUUUUAAUAGACUGGACUGGAAUGAUUUUAUUUGUGGGCUGUACUUGGGAGAUUUGGGUUUGGACCUUCUGUCAUUCACAUGAUUCAAACACUUUACUCCAACCCCACAGCAUGUGUCUCUACUGGCCAUAUAGUUUACUGUUUACCAUCCAGUCCAGUAGGGGGCAGUGAAACACCCAACUAAAAGACAAAGAAGAACAUCUGAAGCCGUUGUGUUACUUGGACGGCCUAGUUAUCCAGCUAAGCUAAAACAAUCUCUACAUUUAGCUGUUUCUACCUGCAGUUUUACAGAGAAUCUUAAAUCAGAUCGAGUUCAGUUGAAAACAGCAUUUGGAGAGGAUUAACUCACUGAUCCUGAGGGAUAAUUUAAAAUUCAAAGGCCUUAUUUGUACUAUGACUAGUCAAGAAGAAACUCAGACAGACCUUCAUCACUGCUUAGAGUGUGGAAAGAGUUUUCUUCAAGAGAAGGAUCUCACAGUACACCAGCUCAUCCACAGACAAGACAAACCACAUCAGUGCUCACAGUGUGGAAAAAGUUUCAAUUAUAAAUGUCUUCUUCAACAACAUCAGCUCACUCAUACAGGAGAAAAGCCGUAUCAGUGCUCACAGUGUGGAAAGAGUUUUAGUCAAGAGAAGUAUCUCACAGCACACCAGCUCAUCCACAGCCAAGAAAAACCACAUCAGUGCCCAAAGUGUGGAAAGAGUUUCAUUCAUAAAUAUCGUCUCCAAAAACAUCAGCUCACUCAUACACGAGAGAAGCUGCAUAAGUGCUCAAAGUGUGGAAAGAGUUUUGCUAACAUGAAAGAUUUGGAAUCACACUAGUACGCCCA
Molecule: messenger RNA, 2587 nt
Organism: Clarias gariepinus (North African catfish)
Lineage: Eukaryota; Metazoa; Chordata; Actinopteri; Siluriformes; Clariidae
Product: zinc finger protein ZFP2-like
Exons: 4
Coding region: 198-1118 (306 amino acids)
Cellular component (GO): nucleus
Source: RefSeq, a predicted model, not a curated record